AUGGCGCCCAGGCUGCCGUCCCGGUGCUGGUCGGCCUGCCACCUCCAGCAGCGGACAUCCCAACUCCUACUCCCACAUCUCGACACGGCCGCCUUGAGGAGACCAACUAUUAGCCCCUCGGCCGGUCCUUCAUCAUCAUCCUCACACCUCCUGCUGCCCCGAACGACGACCCGCGGUGUCAAGUAUGGCUGGAGCAACACCCUCCCGAAGCGCGGCUCCAAGGCGACGAGGUUCAACCAAGUGACGGCCGGCCUGCCCGCACCCACGGCCGGGCCCGCGGCCGCCCUCAAGCGCAAGGAGAACACGACGCCCGUGCGCGCCGGCGUCGUCGCCAUCAAGAAGGGCAUGACGGCCUUCUUCAGCCGCCGCGGCACCCGCAUCCCCUGCACCGUCCUGCAGCUGGAUUCGGUCCAGGUCCUGCUCAACAAGACCCGCGAGAACGCCGGCUACUUUGCCGUCCAGGUCGGCGCCGUCCCCAAGCGGCCCUCCACCGCCCUCGCCCCCCAGCUGGGCUACUUUGAGGCCAAGGGCGUCGAGCCCAAGCAGCACGUCGCCGAGUUCCGCGUCCGCAGCGAGCAGGGCCUGCUGCCCGUCGGCGUCCAGCUCCAGCCGGAUUGGUUCCACGUUGGGCAGUGGGUCGACGUGCGAGGCACCAGCCGCGGUAUGGGUUUCGAAGGUGGCAUGAAGAGGCACGGCUUCAGCGGUCAGAACAAGUCGCACGGUAACUCGCUCAACCACCGCACGGGCGGUUCCGUUGGUCCCUCGCAGGGUAGUGGUUCCAGGGUCCACCCUGGCAAGAAGAUGCCUGGACGUAUGGGAGGUCAGUCGGCGACGGCUCAGAAUCUGUCGGUGCUCAAGGUCGACAACGACCUGGGCAUCGUGGUCGUCAAGGGCGCCGUUGCGGGCCCCAAGGGCGGCGUGGUCAAGAUCCAGGAUGCUGUCCUGAAGCCGCCGCCGCCUGAGAAGUGGAUCAAGGAGUCCCUCGAGACUCUGAUGAAGCGACACCCCAAUCACGAAGGCUUCUUGGAGGCUGCCAGGGCCAGGCACUUGGAGCUCAAGGAGGCCAGGCGGACUCACUCUGUCAGGAGGAUGGUGUCGCCAGACCAGCCGAGGAGGAAUCGUCUCAAGCCCGACCCUGCCGUUUGGGGAGAGUUGGCGCAGCUAUGA
Pyricularia grisea is the source of this 1167-nucleotide messenger RNA. RefSeq lists its product as uncharacterized. Gene Ontology annotation, biological process: translation. Gene Ontology annotation, molecular function: structural constituent of ribosome. The coding region runs from base 1 to 1167 and encodes 388 amino acids. NCBI's taxonomy places the organism in Eukaryota, Fungi, Ascomycota, Sordariomycetes, Magnaporthales, Pyriculariaceae. The record is from RefSeq and is a predicted model, not a curated record. The transcript has a single exon. Gene Ontology annotation, cellular component: mitochondrial large ribosomal subunit; ribosome.